Molecule: messenger RNA, 2448 nt
Organism: Tripterygium wilfordii
Lineage: Eukaryota; Viridiplantae; Streptophyta; Magnoliopsida; Celastrales; Celastraceae
Product: GTPase Der
Exons: 12
Coding region: 39-2030 (663 amino acids)
Cellular component (GO): chloroplast
Molecular function (GO): GTP binding
Source: RefSeq, a predicted model, not a curated record
CGUUACACCUCACAGGGCUCUCCUUCUCACUAUCGGAAAUGGCAAUGGCAGUUGCGCGAGACCUCGUCUCAACAAAAGCCUUCUCCUUCUUUCCCGUCUCCCCAACUCCCAAAAUCUAUUCCCACUCUCUGAUUCUCUCUCCGAAUUAUACGUCAAUUCCUUCCAUUUCUCUUCAACUGUCUCGUUCUUCUCGUUUCACUCUCUCUCGACUCUCGGCCGGUACCUCUAGUGCUGUUGGCAGUGCCGAUGACGAAGGAGAGGGAUUUGAAGAGUUCAUAGACGAGGAUUUCGAAGAAGAAGGAGGAGUGGAUGAAUCUGACGGCGACAGUUAUGGGAUUGAUGUGGACCAGCUUGAGGAGGAAGCCAAAGAAGCUGUUCGCGAGUAUUCUAGCUCCUUGUCACGCGAAUUGAGAAUUGAAGAUGAAGUAGUUGAUGAUAAUGAAUCAGUAGGAAAACAGAAGAGACGCAGAAGUAGAAAGGCUGCUAGAAUUUUCAGUAAGGUUCCUGACCGCCUACUUCCAAGGGUUGCCAUUGUUGGGAGGCCAAAUGUUGGAAAAUCAGCAUUAUUCAAUCGUCUUGUUGGGGGAAAUAGGGCAAUUGUUGUGGAUGAACCUGGAGUUACCAGGGAUCGCUUGUAUGGAAGAUCCUUCUGGGGGCAGCAGCAAUUUAUGGUGGUGGACACUGGAGGUGUUCUCAUGGUAUCAAAAUCACGGGAUGAAAUUAUGGAAGAACUGGCUAUUACAACAACUAUUGGGAUGGAAGGGAUUUCUCUUGCCUCUAGGGAAGCAGCAGUUGCAAGGAUGCCCUCAAUGAUUGAGAGACAAGCUGCUGCAGCUGUGGAAGAGUCAUCCGUCAUUAUAUUCCUCGUCGAUGGCCAGGCAGGCCUCACUGUGGCUGAUGUUGAGAUAGCAGACUGGUUACGCAAGGUGUACUCGAAUAAGUGUAUCAUUCUUGCAGUGAACAAGUGUGAAUCUCCACGUAAAGGAACCAUGCAAGCAGCAGACUUUUGGUCCUUGGGGUUCUCACCACUUCCCAUAUCUGCUAUAUCUGGGACUGGAACUGGGGAGCUUCUGGAUCUUGUUUGUUAUGGUCUACAAAAAUAUGAGUGUCCAGAGAUUCCUGAUGAAGAGGGAAACUAUGUUCCUGCAAUUGCAAUUGUGGGCAGGCCAAAUGUUGGGAAAAGUAGCAUUUUGAAUGCAUUAGUUGGAGAGGAUAGAACAAUAGUCAGCCCCAUCAGCGGUACUACUCGUGAUGCUAUUGAUACUGAGUUCACAGCAGCAGAUGGCCAGAAGUUUCAGCUUAUUGAUACUGCUGGAAUCAGAAAGAGAACAGCUAUAGUUUCGUCUGGUAGUACAACAGAAGCAUUAUCAGUAAAUCGAGCAUUUCGUGCCAUUCGUCGUUCUGAUGUUGUUGCUCUUGUGAUUGAGGCUAUGGCUUGUAUCACGGAACAGGAUUCUAGGAUUGCUGAAAGGAUAGAAAAAGAGGGGAAAGGUUGCCUGAUUGUCGUAAACAAAUGGGAUACAAUACCAAAUAAAAACCAGCAGACUGCGACAUAUUAUGAACAAGAUGUUAGAGAGAAACUGCGUAAUGUUAACUGGGCCCCGGUUGUCUAUUCAACUGCUAUUGCUGGCCAGAAUGUUGAUAAGAUCAUUGUUGCUGCCAGUAUGGUUGAAAAGGAGAGAUCAAGGCGACUAAGCACAUCGAUAUUGAAUCAAGUGGUUCAAGAAGCACUGGCUUUUAAAUCCCCUCCUAGGACCCGAGGCGGCAAAAGAGGGCGUGUUUAUUACUGCACUCAGGCUGCUAUUAGGCCACCCACAUUUGUCUUCUUUGUAAAUGAUGCAAAACUUUUUCCUGAGACCUACCGCCGUUAUAUGGAGAAGCAAUUACGUACAGAUGCAGGCUUUUCUGGUACACCAAUUCGGCUACUUUGGCGUAGCAGAAGAAAAUUGGAAAAAGAGCAAGGCAAAGCUGUGACAAGAGGGCAAGGAAACCUUGCACUGAGUGGCAGAAAAUUGGCAUUGGCUAGUUGAGUCCGUAUUAUGAGUUGUCUGAAUAGCAACAGUUCAUUGCGUCCCAGUAUUUAAGAAAUCAAUCAAUGACAGGAGACGCAAGGAGAACGACAACUCACAAGCUAUGUAUAAAUUGUGAUCUUGAUUGAAACCAUGGUUAACUACUUUGAUUUUGAUGGAUCAGGCUGUGGUGCAUGCCUUUCGUGGAAGACUCCAGGGGUGAGUAUAGUGAUCACAAUUAUAAUAUCGAAUUUAUAGCUAACCCCAUCAUAUCCUAUCAUAAUCUGUUGACAAUGUGUUAAGGUGGCAUCUUUCCAUCUCUAUUAUUAGUAUUUUUCUUUUAAUCUUCUAGCAUUUUUUUUUCCCAGGACAAGACCAGAGUCUUAAUACUUCUCAUCUGAUUCUUGGUUGUCUUAUAAUGAUGAUUAAACAUUUUAGG